AUGGCAAUGUUACUCGUUGUAACAGCAGCUAUCUUGUUGAGUGUCAAGUGUGUAUUACCUGGUGCUAUUCUGGAUGAUGGAGAAUGGAUUGGUCCUAAUGGAACAGUUCCUUGUGAUGGUGGUAACAAUCAAAAUGUUCAAUGCAGUACUGGGUCAGGUGCUAGUCUCAGUGUUCAUAUACAAAACAUUGCAAGUGACAGAUUGGCCUCAGAUGGAGUUGUUAGGGAACCACGUACUGUCCUACAAGUUAUUGAUGAUGUUAUACACAGACAACAAAAGAUUGGAGGAGGACCAGUAGUGGUACACUGUAGUGAUACAGUGAGUCGUUCAGGAGUGUAUUGUUCAGUGAGUAUUGGUCUAGAACAGUGUAAGGCAGAAGGUGUAGUGGAUGUGUUUCAAGUGACUAAAGCUGUGAGAAGGAGUAAACCAGGAGCUGUGACUACACUGGAGCAGUAUACUUCCAUAUAUGAUGUUAUUGACACGUACCUUCAGAUGAAUGAGACUUAUGGGAACUUUCAAUUUUAAUUAUUUCAUUUAGAAG
Molecule: messenger RNA, 541 nt
Organism: Amphimedon queenslandica
Lineage: Eukaryota; Metazoa; Porifera; Demospongiae; Haplosclerida; Niphatidae
Product: receptor-type tyrosine-protein phosphatase alpha-like
Exons: 5
Coding region: 1-525 (174 amino acids)
Biological process (GO): protein dephosphorylation
Molecular function (GO): protein tyrosine phosphatase activity
Source: RefSeq, a predicted model, not a curated record